Molecule: messenger RNA, 2216 nt
Organism: Rhododendron vialii
Lineage: Eukaryota; Viridiplantae; Streptophyta; Magnoliopsida; Ericales; Ericaceae
Product: protein IQ-DOMAIN 11
Exons: 6
Coding region: 675-2024 (449 amino acids)
Molecular function (GO): protein binding
Source: RefSeq, a predicted model, not a curated record
UUGUUGGGAGAUUUCAGUCCUUCGAGAAUUUUUUUUCCUGCUUUUGACCUCAACCUUUGGUGAGAGUUUCUUACGUACCACAUUCAUUUAUAAAACAGUGGCUCUAAUAAGCUUUCUAAUGGGGGUGAUUCUUGUUUUGUUCACAAGUUUUCUGAAACUGGGUAAAGAUUCUUUUUCAAACCUGCUUCCAUUUCGAGUCGAGAGAUAGACAAAUAGACACGUCCCAUUGCACUAAUCGGAGGUGUUCUGAUUGUAUAUUCGGUUGAAGAUUUGUCUCAAAUAUCCAUCUCAGAUACACUUGGAUUGAGAGAGAUUGAGCAGAUUGGCUCCAAUUGAUUAGAGGAUUGGCACAAGCCCUCUUUUUGGACUUUGAGCAUCCAAGUUGGAAAAGCAUGCUUGAUGAAUAGCUCAUUGAUUCCCUUUCCAAGUUGGAAAAGCAUGUUUGAUGAAUAGCUCAUUGAUUCCCUUUCUCUCAUAUCUAUAUCUGUGCCUUUGUACAGAGCAAGGUGUGGCAAAAUCAGAGAAAGAAAGUUUUCGGUUUAUAUUUAGGGGAGUGUUUGUAAAAUUCUCCCCGGGCUUAAAAUUCGGCUUCUAAAGGAUGCAGGCAGUAGCCGAAUCACAUACGGAAAACUUUCCAAGAAUAUCGGCAUUUGCUCCCAUGAAGUAAUGGUCCUAUGGCAAAGAAGAGCUGGUUUACUCAACUAAAGAGGUUCUUCAAUCCAGAUACACGUUCUAAACAAGAAAAGUUGGAGAAGAGAAGGAGAUGGGUUUUUGGAAGGGUGAAGAUAAAAAGAUUGGCCUCAGUUUCAGCACCAAUAUCACAGUCAAGGGAAAGACCAGACAAUGGAGCAGAAGAGGAGCAGAGGCAUCAUGACACAACUGUGGAUAUUGCAACUGCUGUUUCUGCUGAGGUUGUCUCAGUCACUGGCGUCCCUCAAUCCGUGCAUCAGUGUGGGGAAACUGCAGAUUUUCUAGCCGUUGAUGUCAAAAAAAACCCACCUCGAUCAACACAACGAUGUGAGAGGAAGGUUUUAGACCUCGCAGCCACCAGAAUUCAAACCGCCUUUCGGGGUUAUCUUGCUAGAAAAGCUUUAAGCGCAUUAAAGGGACUAGUGAGGCUUCAAGCGAUUAUCAGAGGCCGAGCUGUGAGACGGCAGGCCAUCACUGCCCUUAAGUGCUUGCAGUCCGUUGUAACAAUCCAGUCCCAGGUCUGUGCAAGGAGGUUUCAAAUGGUGGAAGGCACUAGGAAUUCUCAUGAGAAUAAAAAUGUGCAAGAUUUCAAAGACAAGAUUGAAUCAGAUAGGGAUAGAAGGUGGGAUGAUAGCCUCCUGUCAAAAGAUGAUGCAAAAGCCAUAUUCUUGAGUAAAAGAGAGGCUGCUAUCAAGAGGGAACGGAUAAAGGAAUACACGUUGAGUCAUCGAAGAUCGACAGAAUCAGAAAACAAGGUCGAUGGAAGGUGGAGAUAUUGGUUAGACCAAUGGGUGGAUACACAACUGUCCAAGAACUCAGACACAGCUUUCCCUUCCAAUGUCAGAAUCAGAGAGGAAUAUGGGGCAAAACUCAAACCAAGAAAUUCCCACAGGCCUCAUCACAUAGAAGAUUUUGAAUUGGAUCCUCCAAUAUCCAUUCAAAGAAGAUCAUUUCACCACAAGAAACAGAACUCCGUUGGAAACGACACCGGUUUUCCUAGCUCUCCUAUCGUGCCAACUUACAUGGCUGCAACCGAAUCAGCCAAGGCCAAGCUGCGGUCAAUGAGCUCGCCGAGGCUGAGGAGAGUGAACUUUGAUGCUUAUUCUGAGUCCAAUUCUCCAUACAAGCACAAGCUCUCUCCCAAAUCUUCUAUCAACAGUGAAGUGACAAGCAGCAGCAGGGUCAACGACUGCAACUUCAGCGGCGUUGAACAGAUCUCUCCAUGCUUGAAGGGUUUUCCUCGACCGGUUAAAUCAAACAGAAGUUUGAAGGAUCUCAGCUUUGAUUCAGAAUGCUCGUUUCCGAAUUGGGCUCGAAAUGGCUCCUCCAGAUGAACUUCAAGGGGUGGUGCAAUUCUACUCUCUCUCCCUAUAUAUUAACAUACUGGUGCUUGUGUAUAAUUCUUGCACUGGUGUUAUGAUUUGCAGUACUAUUCAUGUACUAUUAUUUUUGCAUUGCUUAUACUACGGAUAUAUAAAUGUUUAUAGUAUGUCAUUAUACUUCAUAUAGUAUUCGGUUGGAGAAUA